Molecule: messenger RNA, 1200 nt
Organism: Galeopterus variegatus (Sunda flying lemur)
Lineage: Eukaryota; Metazoa; Chordata; Mammalia; Dermoptera; Cynocephalidae
Product: dermokine-like
Exons: 7
Coding region: 1-1200 (399 amino acids)
Biological process (GO): cornified envelope assembly
Source: RefSeq, a predicted model, not a curated record
AUGAAGUUACAGGGGUCCCUGGCCUGCCUCCUGCUGGCCCUGUGGCUGGGCAGUGGGGAGGCUGGCCCACUGCUGAGUGGAGGGGAGAGCAGUGGAACAGCUGUUGGGGAGGCCAUUGGACAUGGGAUGGGAGACGCCAUCAGCCAUGGAGUCAGGCAGGCCAUUGGUCAAGGAGUCGGAGAGGGAGCCAGCUCUGGAGCCAGGGAGGCUGUGGGCCCUGGUGUGGCAGAUACUCUCGGCCACAGGCUUGGGGAAGCAGCCCACGCUCUUGGAAAUACUGGGAGUGAGGCUGGCAGACAGGCUGAGGAUAUCAUUCGACAUGGAAUAGAUGCUGCCCACAGCUCCUGGCAGGGGAUGCCUGGCAGCAACGGUGCUUGGCCUCUAUCUGGAGGCCAUGGCAUCUCUGGCUCUCAGGGUAGCCUUGGAGGCCACAGCCAGGGUAAUCCUGGAGGUCCAGGGACUCCUUGGGGCCAUGGACACCCUGGAAGCUCAGAAGGCAGCUUUGGAGCCAACUCUCAGGGAGGCUCCUGGGGUCAAGGAGGCAAUGGAGGGUCAUUCAACUCUGGCACCAAUGCUCAGGGAACUGUGGCCCAGCCUGGUUAUGGUUCAGUGAGAGUUGGUGGCCAAAAUGCAGAGUGCACCAACCCCCCACCAUCUGGCUCAGGUGGAAGCUCUGGCAAUUCUGGGGGAAGUAGCAGCUCACAGUCAGGCAGCAGCGGCAGCGGCAGUGGCAGUGGAGGCGGGGCUCGGGAGGUAGCGAGCGCCCUGUGUGUGUGUGUGGGGGGGGUGUGUCCCCUGACCGCCCUUUCUUCCCUUCCCCGGGAUCACUCCGCCGCCUCCCUCACCCGGGCAUGGCUGUCGCAGCAGCUGGACAACGGUGACAUUGGUGAGGACGAUGUCGCGUUUCGACAUGGCCUCUUAAGGUAUCACGGCCUAGCCGCCCCGGGACCGGCCGCGAUGUUACUGAGGUGGGGCGCCAGGGCUAGUGGGUCUGGAGCUUCUUGUCGUGACGUCACACUGCCCGGUGACGUCACAGAGGAGGCGGUGCGAAGGCUGGAGACCCGCGGCCACAGCCGCCCCAUCCCAGUGGAGGAGUUUGGCGACAGCACGCUGUGCACCACCGUUCCACCACCUACUGGUGAAGUCUUGUCUGAUUUCCGCAUCCUGAGUUGCAUGUUGCAAUGUGCAAAACUACUCUAG